Molecule: messenger RNA, 1781 nt
Organism: Cervus elaphus (red deer)
Lineage: Eukaryota; Metazoa; Chordata; Mammalia; Artiodactyla; Cervidae
Gene: GLRA2
Product: glycine receptor alpha 2
Exons: 10
Coding region: 332-1690 (452 amino acids)
Biological process (GO): nervous system process; chloride transmembrane transport; chemical synaptic transmission
Cellular component (GO): plasma membrane; neuron projection; postsynaptic membrane
Molecular function (GO): extracellularly glycine-gated chloride channel activity; transmembrane signaling receptor activity; glycine binding
Source: RefSeq, a predicted model, not a curated record
UCCUUCACCCUCUCCAUCUAUCCUGACCUCUGCUCCUCUCUGGUCAUCACCGCACCCCUUCAGCACCCCUUCGCUGAACAGCCAGUCACUCUUUGCCUUCAAAUAGCAGGCAUGUCCGCUCUGGAAUGCCUCUCCCCGACCCCCGCCCCAAGCGACUGAAAAAGGAAACAUGCGCACUUCAGAGCUAGGAGCUGUCCGAGUGCUGAAAUUUAUCGGCUGGGAAACUAGAUUCCUGCCAAAUUUUGAGUCUGGACAAUAAAUAGAUACUUUGCCCUAGCUUCUUUCUGGAAUCAUUUCGGGAAUAUUUUCCACAAGCAUCACAGAUACAGGAAUGAACCGGCAGCUAGUGAACAUUUUGACAACCUUGUUUGCAUUUUUCUUAGAGACAAACCACUUCAGGGCGGCUUUCUGCAAAGACCAUGACUCCAGGUCUGGAAAACAACCUUCACAGACCCUAUCUCCUUCAGAUUUCUUGGACAAAUUAAUGGGAAGGACAUCAGGAUAUGAUGCAAGAAUCAGACCAAAUUUUAAAGGUCCUCCAGUAAACGUUACUUGCAAUAUUUUUAUCAACAGUUUUGGAUCAGUCACAGAAACCACCAUGGACUACCGAGUGAAUAUUUUUCUGAGACAACAGUGGAACGAUUCACGGUUGGCAUAUAGCGAGUACCCUGAUGAUUCUCUGGACCUGGACCCAUCGAUGCUGGACUCCAUUUGGAAACCAGAUUUGUUCUUUGCCAAUGAGAAGGGGGCCAACUUCCAUGAUGUUACCACUGACAACAAAUUACUUCGCAUUUCAAAAAAUGGCAAAGUACUCUACAGUAUCAGGCUCACCUUGACCUUAUCCUGUCCCAUGGACUUGAAGAAUUUUCCAAUGGAUGUCCAGACUUGUACAAUGCAGCUGGAGAGUUUUGGAUACACAAUGAAUGACCUGAUAUUUGAGUGGUUAAGUGAUGGUCCAGUUCAAGUUGCUGAAGGAUUGACCCUGCCUCAGUUCAUUUUGAAAGAAGAGAAGGAACUCGGCUACUGCACAAAGCACUACAACACUGGAAAGUUUACCUGCAUUGAGGUUAAGUUUCACCUGGAACGCCAGAUGGGAUAUUAUUUGAUCCAGAUGUACAUCCCCAGUUUGUUGAUAGUCAUUCUGUCCUGGGUCUCUUUUUGGAUAAACAUGGAUGCGGCCCCUGCCAGAGUUGCACUGGGCAUAACGACAGUCUUAACAAUGACCACCCAGAGUUCAGGCUCCAGGGCAUCUCUGCCAAAGGUCUCCUACGUAAAAGCGAUUGACAUCUGGAUGGCGGUGUGCCUUCUGUUUGUGUUUGCAGCCUUACUGGAAUAUGCAGCAGUGAACUUUGUCUCCAGGCAGCACAAGGAGUUUCUGAGGCUCCGGAGAAGACAGAAGAGGCAAAAUAAGGAAGAAGAUGUUACUCGUGAAAGUCGCUUUAAUUUCAGUGGUUAUGGAAUGGGUCACUGCCUUCAAGUGAAAGAUGGAACAGCUGUCAAGGCCACACCUGCCAACCAGCUCCCACAGCCCCCCAAAGAUGCAGAUGCCAUCAAGAAGAAGUUUGUGGACCGGGCAAAAAGGAUUGACACGAUUUCUCGAGCUGCCUUCCCAUUGGCCUUCCUCAUUUUCAACAUCUUUUACUGGAUCACAUACAAGAUCAUUCGGCAUGAAGAUGUCCAUAAGAAAUAGAUGUGCUCUUCAGAUCCUGGGACCUUCUUGCCUAACUGCUGUGCUUGUAAAUACACAGUGAAAUUGUCUUUAUAUCACUUUGACAGAGGAG